Acomys russatus (golden spiny mouse) is the source of this 4097-nucleotide messenger RNA. RefSeq names its product family with sequence similarity 13 member B (gene Fam13b). Bases 518 to 3232 code for a protein of 904 amino acids. The record is from RefSeq and is a predicted model, not a curated record. Gene Ontology annotation, biological process: signal transduction. NCBI's taxonomy places the organism in Eukaryota, Metazoa, Chordata, Mammalia, Rodentia, Muridae. The transcript is spliced from 23 exons.
CGGCCGCUCGCCCUCCACCCUGUUUCCCCUCCCGCUCGCCGUUAGGGAGGCUCUGCGCCUCAGCCGCCAGCGCCGCCUCCGCCGCUCCCGCCCACUUCUCCGCGUCUGCCGCCUCCGCUGCCCGGGGUCUCCGGGGGUCGCUACCGGGCUGGCCCCGCGCCACAGCAGUCACUUCAGCCUCGCGAUAGAGGCCGCCUCAGGAGGAGACCCGCCGGCCGCCGUGCCACUCAGGGCCUCAGUUCUCGCCUUGUCGACGUCGCCUAGGGUUCUGGAGAAGCGGCCAAGGCCGGAGAACGGGGCUUCGCGGUUCCAACGAUUAACUGCUGAAGUACUGAUCGAGUUCUGCGUUUCUUCAAUGAGGAACUACAGGCUCAUCUUCUGCCAUAAUCUCAAACAACCAUAAAUGACAGAAGGAUGCUUGCUCAGUGAGGGUAGCUGGUGCAGAAGCCGUUUUUUAAACUUAGGUGUUUAAGUACUCAAAGAAAAGACAGCUUUGAUUUCUGGCUGCAAAAAAGAUAUGAGGAAGAGCUCCUCCCCUUCCUUGAGUAACUGCAACUCCGAUCUUGCUAACAAAAUAUUUGGAAUUCCACUUGAUGAGCUGCAGCAGGGAGGACAUCCAGACAAUGAGGUUCCAUUCAUAGUCCGCCACGUUGUGGACUAUAUUGAGGAACAUGGAGGUCUGGAGCAACAAGGGCUGUUUCAAGUCAAUGGGAAUGCUGAGACAGUGGAGUGGCUUCGGCAGAGAUACGACAGUGGAGAAGAGGUGGACUUGGUUAAGGAAGCGGACGUCCCCUCAGCCAUUAGUCUCCUUAGGUUUUUCCUGCAGGAGCUUCCUGAGCCCGUCAUACCUGGCAGCUUGCAUAUUCACUUGAUGCAGCUUUCUCAAGAUUAUAAUAAUGAAGAUGAAUUUGGAAGAAAAUUGAGAUUCCUCUUGCAACAGCUUCCACCUGUUAAUUAUAGUUUGUUAAAGUUUCUGUGUAGGUUUUUAGCCAAUGUAGCUUCACAUCAUGAAGAAAUUUGGUCUGCAAAUUCUUUGGCUGCUGUUUUUGGUCCAGAUGUCUUCCACAUUUACACGGAUGUGGAAGAUAUGAAAGAGCAAGAAAUUGUGAGCAGGAUAAUGGCAGGACUCCUGGAAAAUUACUAUGAGUUUUUUGAGAAUGAAGAGGAAGAUUUUUCAUCAAAUGAUUUGAGUUCAAUUACUGAGCAGGCAGGUAGCAGCAGUCUCCACAGUUUGGAGCCUGGAGAGCAGGCAUUUCACGAGGCCCUAGAGAAGGGAGUUACAGCAGUCAAAGAAAGAAGAGAUGUUAAUGAACUUUCUGAGGAAGAAGAGGACGAUGAAAAGCUGGAACAUAUAGAAGAACUUCCAGAAGAAGCUGUAGAAAAGUCAAAUUGCAUGCCUGAGUUGUUGCAGUUGAGGAUGACUGAAAACAUCCUAGAAUCAGACAGUGUUACAGCAUCAACAAGGGUUGCUGCUGCUGCUGCUACUACUAAUGCCAGUGAUGGUAACAUAAAGUGUUCAAAACCUGUGGCUGGUACUACUGCAGACAGUGAAGUCAUGCAGCAAGAUUUUGUAUUUGAGGAUCAGAAAAGUAAUCAGUCUGUAGGUAUACUGUUAGAGCCUUGUAGUGACCACGGUGAUAGUGAAGAUGGCUGUCUUGAGAGGAAGGAAUAUUUGUUAUGUGACAGUGAUAAAUUGCCACACUUGAUUCUGGAUUCUAGUAGCAAGAUACGUGAUUUGAAUGCCAACACUGAAUCAGAAGUAACCGAAGGUCAGAGUGUUGGUGUUCAAGGAGAAGCAGCAUGUAUACAAAUUGCACAUUUAGAUCUGAAGAAUGUUUCUGAUGGUGAUAAAUGGGAAGCAUCAUGCCUUAUCACUUUCCCCCUCAUUGAUUUCAAAACAAUGCAUCUGCAGAGAGAUGGGGAGGAGCCGUUUCCUGCAUUUAAGUCUUGGCAGGAGGACUCUGAGUCUGGAGAAGCUCAGCUGUCUCCACAGGCUGCGAGGAUGACUCACCACCCCCUGGGGGAGGACUGCCCUCCAGUACUAUCACAUCGUAGUUUAGACUUUGGGCAAAGCCAACGCUUCCUACGUGACCCAGAAGCACUGGACUUCUCAUCAAAGGCGCUUUCUUUCACUAGAAUUCGAAGGUCAUCCUUUAGUUCAAAAGAUGAAAAAAGAGAAGACAGAACACCUUAUCAGUUGGUCAAGAAACUUCAGAAAAAAAUCAGACAAUUUGAGGAGCAGUUUGAAAGGGAAAAAAAUAGCAAGCCCUCCUACAGUGACAUUGCAGCUAAUCCGAAGGUAUUAAAAUGGAUGACAGAGCUUACAAAGUUGCGGAAGCAAAUUAAAGAUUCAAAACACAAAAACUCAGAUGGAGAGUUUGUGCCUCAGACACGUCCUCGGAGUAACACUCUUCCAAAAAGUUUUGGCUCCUCUCUAGACCAUGAAGAUGAUGAGAAUGAAGGUGAGCCCAGAGCCAUUCAGAAAGAGAAGAAGCCAUCUAAGGAAGCGACUCUUGAGCUGAUUACAAAACGAUUGAAGGAAAACCGUGCUGAGCGGCACCUUCCAGAGGAUAUCAAGAAAAUGACAAAAGAUCAUUUGAUAGAAGAGAAAACGUCUCUGCAGAAAAGUCUGCUUUACUAUGAAAGUCAACACGGAAGGCCGGUGACCAGGGAAGAAAGGCACAUUGUUAAGCCUCUCUAUGAUAGAUACAGGCUUGUAAAACAGAUGCUGACAAGAGCUAGCAUUACUCCUGUCCUUGGGUCUCCCUCCAUGAAGCGCCGGGGUCAGAUGUUACAGCCAAUCAUAGAAGGAGAAACGGCACACUUUUUUGAAGAAAUCAAGGAAGAAGAAGAAGAUGGUGUCAGUCUGUCCUCUGAGUUAAGUGACAUCUUAAAAACAGCUAUGCACACACACUCAUCAUUGGAAAACUCAGAAUCUGAUGCUGAAGAAAAUCAAGAAAAACUGGCUCGGGAUCUCCGCUUAUCAAGUACUCGGGCAGCUUCUAUGCCUGAAUUACUGGAACAGCUUUGGAAAGCCAGAGCUGAGAAAAAGAAGCUUCGUAAAACAUUACGGGAAUUUGAAGAAGCAUUUUAUCAACAAAAUGGAAGGAAUGCCCAGAAAGAGGAUCGUGUUCCAGUGCUUGAGGAAUAUAAGGAGUACAAGAAAAUCAAAGCCAAGCUUAGACUUCUUGAAGUUCUUAUCAGCAAACAAGACUCUUCAAAAUCCAUAUAAAACAUGUUCCUUGAAAAUUGACAUCAUAAAGUCGUUGUGUCCCUGAAGGUGCACCAUUUGUCCUUGCUCGUACUUGUGUUCCCUUGUCAGGCACACAGAGUCACUCCCACCUAGUCCCUGUUUUGGUUCCAGUAGGGAAAGGGGAGCUGCUCCACAUGACUGCAGGUCCUUCCACACUUAGCCAACAUGCAGGUUCCUUCACUGUUUUAUUACAGACACAUCUGUCAGCAAAGGACAAGAAGUUUAUUCUUUUCAAGAACUUUGGAAAUACAGAGCUUUUGUUGUUUACUUUCCCCCUUUCUCAUUACUGAAGAAAAUUGAGAGGAAAGUCUUCACACUGAAAUUCUUCGGUUGCCUUUUUCAUACAGAAUGACUGAAAAUGUAAAAGAAAAGCCUAUAAAUGUGACAUAUGCAACUGUAUUCUGUUUUUCUUAGAAAACCAAACUGAAUUUUCAAAUCCUAGUUUGGAACACCUUUCUGUAUAGUUCCCAAAGUGACACCUACAUAGAUAGUACUUAGGCAGAAUUUGCAGUUCAGUGAUGACAGCCUCUGAACGAAGAGAACAGUGGGUAGACCACAAAGCAGCCUUGCUUAGCCAUUUGCAACAUUACACACAUGACAUCACACGCUGCCUACAGGACUUGAGUUACUGUCACCAGCUGGCAGUGAUGACUUGUCUGGAUCAGACCCUGCGUUGUUCCCCACCCACUUCCAGAUAAUGUGAGAAAAUAGCUGUGCCAGUGUGGGGGGACUUGGGUGGUGCUCAGAUUUGUGUGUCAUCACAUGGGCCUCAGAAGAAUGACUGGCUACACCUAAGUCAGUCUGUUCUUUACAAGGGCUACGCCACUACAGCUUACACGUCCCC